Molecule: messenger RNA, 8514 nt
Organism: Mesocestoides corti
Lineage: Eukaryota; Metazoa; Platyhelminthes; Cestoda; Cyclophyllidea; Mesocestoididae
Source: the annotation of a GenBank genome assembly
AUGGAAACACGAGCGCUGCAGCAGAAGAAGAUAUUUACCAACUGGGUGAACGCCCAACUCGAAUUAGCGGAUCGCAACACGUUCGAAGAGCCCUUUUUAAAUGGGAAUUACGGCGACGACUUCAGCGGCGACUUACUUGAAACUCGGCUUGCAUUGAUCUUCAAGGGACGCCAAACCCUGCAGAGAGUCACCGACCUUUACAGCGAUCUCUCCGAUGGUCGUGUUCUUCUGCGCCUGCUAGAGAUCUUCACAGGGCGAAGAAUCACUUUCUCGCGUGGAAGCAUGCGCGUGCAUUCAUUGGAGAACGUUGGCAAAGUCCUUGACCAUAUGAAGAAGAUGCACAUCCAUCCGGAGAACAUCGGACCAGUUGACAUUGUGGAUGGUAACACAAACCUCAUCCUGGGUCUGGUAUGGACAUUCAUCCUCAACUUCCAGCUUGGUCAGCACCCGCUAACGCGCCAACUAAACACGGAGUCGUCGUUUGAAAUGAAGAAUGCCCUUCUUCGAUGGUGUCAGCUGAAGACGGCUGUUUACCCCCAGGUCAGUGCUCAAAUGAGACACCGCCCGGAUCUCGUAAAUCUUGACUCCCUCCUCUCACCCACUGCGUCUCCUAUCGACCGCCUUUCCACGGUGUUCACACAGGCCGAGAGGUUCUUACGAAUCCCCAUGAUCGUCUGUCCAUCCGAUUUCAUUGCCUGUUGCGUGGACGAAUGUUGCGUCGUGGCGGUCGUGGCGACGUGGUACCAUCGACUGAAUCAGGACCGAGCCGUCAAGCUAUCUUCCAAUCGGCUGGCGUCUGUGUUGGACAGAGCAGUGGCUACCGGAAGAAAGCUGAUGGCCUUCGUGCAAGACGUCUAUUGGCUACGAAAAUGGAUUAAAAAGAGCAUUGAUUUCCUUGAUAAACUCGGAAUUGGGAUUGAGGACGAAUCAGGCAACCCAUGUACAGUUCAACCUGAAGAUGGUUUGCAACAGUUGAGGCUCUGGAGGCAGGAAGAGAAACGCGAAAAGUUGACAGAACUCGAGCAGAUCGAGUUGAAUUGGAUAAACCUGAAGACGGAAUGCAUCGCACGAGGUUAUCGUCCACCUGCGCCGCCUCCAGGAUUUGACGUCUCUGUCGUACAAACUGUCUGGUCGCAAUUGGAGACAGCUGAGACAAGGUGUGAAAGGAGGAUCAAACAAAGUCUAGACAGGCUGGCCCAGGAGAAAUACUUAAAGGCCAAAUUUCGCAAAAAAGUCGAAUUUCAUACCUACUGGCUGCUUGAAUGCGAUCAGUUGAUUGAUGUGGCUACGCGAUCCGAUACGCUGGGCAUUCGAACGGGUUCGCGAGUCCUGCGCAAAACAAAUUGCAUCUCGACAAGGCUUCUGCAUCAUCAGAAAUGCCUUUUCCUGACCAGUUGCCGCAAGAACGCGGCGAUGGCAGUCGACGCAGAAACCCAUCACAUGCAGAAAAUGCACCUUCUCAAACGCCUUCAGCCCCGCGAUCAAGCACUGCGUCAAAUCGAAAAACGUUGGAGUGCUGUUCAGGCGAAAUUCACGCGACGCCAGACAAUGCUGUCACAGCGUUGCGCGACUCUCGACUUGCUGAUGGAAGUCAUCAGUUCAACAGAGGAAUUGGACAAGAUUUGGGAGGCUGUUGCGAAGGGCCAGGUGGACAGGAAUGUGCUAGCUAUUUGGGAAAGCCGGGUGGAUGUGGCGAGUGAAAAGGUUUCCAAAUUGCUACUUAAUGUGGACUCAUUUACACACACGGGAUCCGACGAGGCUGUAGGCCGUGUUUUUGCAAGGUUUUGGGCUGCAAACCUCACUCUACGUGCCGCAAUCGUAUUGUAUAAAGGAUUCUAUUCCAAGAAAGAACAACUUUCCUUGCUGUCUGGCAGACUGUGUCGGAGUUUGGCCACACUUAAAGAUCAAUGCAAGUAUGUGUACGAACUUUCACAAUCCUUAGAAAUCGCUCAAAAUCAACUGUUUGUGGCCGGCAGAGUUGAUACAAUUCGAGUAGUCGAGAGCAAGUUCAAACAGCUGGCAAAGGACAUGGAAUGCCAAGCCGUUGAAUGCAAUCUUCCUGAAUGCCUGUCAGACAUUGAUGAUCCAAAAGUUGAAAUUCAGCCUCUUGUGCGCAGGGAAAAGUGCGAAAUUUCACCAACGCCAGUGAAACGGUGCCAAAGCCUUGUGGUUCUUCCAAGCCCCAUGCCAGAUUUACUUGAUUUUUGCUCCCUACGCAAGAAACGAAUGCUUAUAACCGAAAAUUUUCAUCAGUAUUUCGAAUUUACCGAUGGAUUGAAGCCUAAUUUCUUUCGAAUCCUUAAGCAAAACCUGAACGAGACCCUCGUUCGUGAGAAAACGGACUUGGUAUGGAAACGGGAAGCUUUUGCUAUCGAGUUUUUCAAAUUACAAGCAGAACUCGCCAAACAACGCGAGAUAAUUCGGGUUUUCUUAGCAGCUUCAGCAGUUCAGGUGGAAGUGAAUGAAGUAGCUGAGUGGAUUAGACAGAUAAAGACCUUUUUCGCCUCGAUACCAAUUCCAGAUCUCCUGACGACACUUCUCAAAUUCGCAGACUUUUCGACAGAGCCCUGGUGGAGGGACCUACUCACCUCCAACACACUCUUCACGCAAUCCGUUCAACUCCAAUCACGCAUUCGAAGAAAAAUCUGGAUUCUUCGACGAAUUGACGAGUUAAAAACGACCCUGAAGGCACUUGAAGAAGAGUUUGCAUCGAAUUCUGAAGCAACAAUGGAUGAACUAGACCCACUUCAGUCCGUUGUUACUCAUCAACUUACGUGUUCCAAGGACCUAGUUAUUGAAUCCACCGGCUGCACCCAUGAGCUAGUUGAUCAGAUUCAGGAGGCGCUUAGAACAGAGAUGUUGAUGCUUCAGCAAGAACUUGACGACAUACUCCAGACAACAACUGAACGCAGGCGACAACUCUUACUUGAGAAUGAAAAUCUCCACGCAAUACAAAUCUGCGUCGACUUACACGCUUGGAUAAUACGAAGUCAAAAAUAUUUAUCAGGAAUGGAGUCCCCAUUUUUGUGUGGACUUGACUUGAAGUCAGCGACAACCGAGGCUGUUCCUUCUCUGCUGCCGACAUCUAAAGAGCCAUUUUUGGCAGUGAUAGAAAAGGAAAUUCAUCUACACACCCAAGAAAGCCUUCCAGUUAUCCAACACCUCGAAAACGCAAUCAACCAAUCGGACGUUGAGGCCACAUGGAAUGGUCUGCUUGAGCAUGUGUACGACGCUUGGAACGACCUCAUUUUGUCGGCCAAAAUGAAGCGUCUGUCAGUUGACACCGCAGAAAAACUUCACCAGGUACAAUCUGAGGUCGCAAGCACUCGUCAGUGGGUGAGGAACAAGAAAGAACUCCUUCUUAGCACAGCCGAAACCAAAAACAGCAUGGGUGAAAUGAUCCGCAUGGAGUGUCGCAUGGCCGGCUGGGAGACGGAUUUGAAUGCACUGCGGGAUCAGGUUAGCCACGUGUUUGCGGAAACCAGCAGUCUUCGCGUCGCUCUGGACGAACUUUCCUCCGCUUCGGACACGGAUUCAGAGAAAUCCGGCGACCUGAGGCAGGCGAACGCUGCUCUGGAAUCGUGGGUCCUGGAAUUGCAGGCAGACUGGGGGCAAUUUGAGGGAUUGCUUGAAGAGUACCAAAAGCGUUUGGAGGCUUCUUUGGCCUUUCAAGGCAUGCUGCAGGACUUGGAGGCGACAAAUCUGAUGCUCGUAACAAAGCAGAAUACAAUUGCGGCGCUGGAGCCGCCAACAUCUAUUGCCGAAACCGACGACCAACUUAACGUCUUCAAGUCGAUUGCUUCAGAGCUAGACGCCUCCAAGGAGAAGUUAGAAGAGCUGCUUAGACACGGAAACGAGCUCAUUCUUAGCCAGGAGGAAGCUGUAGCGAAUGCUGUCAAAGAGAAGUUACAUGGUCUUUCACAUGGCUGGUCAGAUCUGGAGAUUCUUUGUAAGCAUCACAUUGGUAAUCUGCUUCACCAACGUGACAUUCAGGUUUUUCUACGAGAUAUGGAGGCCUUGAAUGCGUCACUUCGUCGCAAGGAAAACCAAAUCGUCCAAACAGACUACCUUCCCACCAUCGAUCACAUUAGAUGCAACAUAAAAACACAGCGACAAGUUCUCGCCUCGAUUGAAUCGCUUGGUGAUCAAAUGAAGUCGCUGCAAUCAACUGUACACUUGCACGAAUUCGGUGAAAAGUACACUGCAAAGGUGGAGGCGGUAAUGAGCAGGCAAGCACACAAUUUUGUCAAUCAUCGCAUAAAACCGAGCUCGCUACCAUGGCAACUAAGAUACAUCAAACUUCAAGAUAAAGCAGCAAAAGUUCUUCACUUGCUUGAAUUCCGAUUGGCGGAGAAGGAAAAAUUGCACCAACUCGAAAGUAUGGAGGAGUGGAUUCUGGAACGCCAGGCUGCUGUUACUGCGCAUUUCGUUACCGUGGAGACUGUUGUAAAGGAGCAAAAGGCAAUCCAGAAGUACCAUUUGUUUCGGAAUUUCGAGGCAGAAGUAAAGAGCUACGGCAAACUGGCCAACAAGAUUUUUCAGAGUGUCCAAAAUACUAUAAUUGGGAACGAAGGAUACGUCUCCAAUCUGCAAGAAUCGCUGGACAGGAAUAUGAAGCUAUGGAAUGAGCUUAACACCACUUUAACCAUGCAAGGCAGCAAGUUGGUCGAGGUUUACCGAGCUAUCAUAAUCUCGGAGGGGUGUGAAGAACUGCUAGAAUGGCUGCAGAAGGCAUCGGUACGAAUCUUUGCUCUCCAGAACCGCCACUACCUGAAAGAGGGCGACGUACGCCAGACAGAACUGUCGUCUUUGUUGUCCGCUUCAAUGCCCUGCCUUUUCGAUGUAGCUACUCGCGGUGACACAACUUCGUGCCUCCCACAGCAUGCAGUCUCUCACAGCAACAUCCACCUCCUGAUUCCCAGCUCAAAGGAUUCUGGCGAUAACUUUGACCUGAGUGCACUGAACUCGGCUCUGUCGAAGAUUGAUGAGUUGAAAGUGCAGACGAAGUGUAAAUUCGGUUUUCUGCAGGAACUAGAGCAACAUUUCCAAUUUCUGGUGGAGAAUACGGACAAGUUUGCAGAGCACGAGGCGAAAUUGAAACUCGUCAAAUCCCAGUUUUUUAAGGUGGAAAACAGAUUGACCAGGUGUUUUGCGACUGUUUCAGCACAGCAACGAGUUAUCAAUGCACUUCGAACCCUCGUUGAUGAAAUUCAGUGGCUUAAACAGAAGAGGGCUAAAAUUAACAUUGAGAAUACCGGACCGUCGCUGUUGGAGGCACAGAAGUUGCUCAUUCGUCAUCAGCUCCUGACCAAUGAGGUUAAGAACCGCAAGCUGAGAAACGAACCACUCCUUAAGAUCGUCACAGUUUGGAUUCAACUCGUAACGACGAUGCGAGCCUAUAAAAAUCGUGAACCUGAGAGUCACGACGAAUACUGCGCAGCAUUCUUAUCAGUUCAGCCAGGUUUGUGGAGGGAGCUCUUUGCCAAGUCGAGCGAACUGGUCUUUUGUCAAGCUGUGGUUCAGCGAGACACCGCGGUUCGUCUAGCCGUGCUCCGUCAUUGGCACGCCUGGUUCAACCAGCAAAUGGACCUUCUGGAAUUGUACAACUGGCUCACUGAGACCGAGUCGACGGUGAUGGCGGAAUCACACGCUGCCAGGGGCCUAGCAUCCGCGAACGCAGCCAUCAAGAAACACUCGAUUGUGGAGGCAAUUGUGUCGGAAUUUCAAGCGCCAAGAUUGCGAUUUUUGGGGUCCCGCACAGCUGUCCUGCUCUCCGCAAUUGCCGAAAUGAUCUUGGUGGAGAAGGAAAAAUUAACUCGAUGUCUUGAGGCCUCUGUGUUGAUUACCAAGGCAUCGAAAGCUGCUGGAGCCAAGGCCUACCGACACAAACUUCGACGUCGAAUUCACAUGCUUGAGCGUUCGGCUACCAAGCUCAAAGCCACCCAAGCGUCGGUUCAAAAGCAGUUCACAGACCUCCGUGACCUUGUGAUGGAAAAGAAGCACCGCCUCUACGAACUCCUGGCACUCAACAGACUCUACAAAGAAGUCAGUGAUUUGGAGGACUGGAUUUGGAGCAGAACUCAUGAGGUGCUCACUGACAACACAGGACGCGACCUUGACGAGUGCGCACGUCUGCAACGCGACUUCCUCGACCUCCAUCGGAGCAUCAUUGGCGAUGGAACCACAGACCAAGAGAUUGAACAUACCCUUACACACGCACCGACGACAGCACCCGACUUCGCUACCAUUGGUCAACUGCCAGCACUGCCGGACAGCCCAGAGAGGCUGGUGCGCGCGAUCACGGUGUGUCGACAGAUGAUCUUGCUGAAGCACUCCGACUCGCCGCAGAUUGCCCAAUGGCAGGAUCGACUGAUUGAGGAUUGGUGUGAGUUGCGGGAACUACUGAAAACGCGAGGCGAACUACUUCAGGCCGCUGGAAAUCGGUUGCUAUUUCUUCAGCGAUGUGAGGGAGUAAUUAUGGACCUUAACGACAAAAUUAACAGUUUUCCCACUGUUCUGGGAGCAGACUUGAAGACCCUCGACCGUCAACAGCGUCAACAGAUCGACCUUCAACAGUCGAUUGUACCCAUUUCAAGGAGGGUUAACUGGGUGGUUCGUGCAGCCAACGUUCUACUCCCACGCUAUGCUGACACCCACGCGGCCGAAAUCCAAACUCGGAAAGUGAGAAUGCUGGAGACGUGGUACAAGUUGAACGAGACCAUCGACACUCGCUCGCGAAUGCUCCAGGACGCUGAGACGCUCUGCAAGUGGCUAGCCGGCUUGCACCACAGCUUGAACUGGAUCGCUUCCACCCACGAACUGAUCAAGGCCUCCAGGGAGUUCGAGUUUACUGGACUAGGGAGCAGUAAUGAUGGACAAAGCCUUCAACACAAUUUGGCAAAGCUGAGUGCUCAACACGGCGAACUGUGGAACGAGAUCUGCGCGUGGGAGUCGUGCAUUCAGCUCCAGUGUGAGGAAGGCGCCUCAGCCGGUUGUCAAUUUGCCCUCGAAGGUGGCGAAUACGACACAGCACCGACGUUUAUUGGUGUCCACAAGAUGCUCAACCAAACCACCCACCAGCUGCAAGCUGAUUGGUCCGGUGGCUCGACCUUGGGUGACGUGUCAAGUGGGAUACGCGAGGCCUCACUCGUGACCUUGACACGCUCGCAGCCACCCCUUCCGUCGCAGGUUUUGAAAUGUGGUGCGACUUUACUGCUGAUCAAUUUCUGUCAACUAAAAGUCACCUGGAGGCGUUACUGGAAGCAUCUUGAUGCCUUGACAGCCAAAUUGAGUCUAUUAAGGGAUCUUAGGAACCUGGAAACUUGGAUAUCUACAACAGAAAAGCAACUUAGUGCGGACGAAUUGGGGUCCAGUUUGGAGGAGACCCUUGCUCUCACAGAAGAGCACCAAAAGUUCUCGCGGUUCGUGGCUCUCCAAGGCGAGAAGUGCAAGCGUCUGGCGCAAUUCGAGCUGGCACAGCUCAAUGAGUUAGACCCGGAAUGGGAAGUAGCUAUGGAGAGUCAGUUGGUGGAGAAUCUGAAGCAACUUAACAUUUUACCGGAAGUCCAAGUGUCGCCUGAAAUAACUCCCACCAACGUAGACGUUGUGGAGGAACAGGAAGAAGGCAAUUUGACUGAAGAAGAAUCGUUCGAAAGAGUCGAGGGAGUACUUUACCGGAAAAUCGAGGGCCACCACCUGCCUAACCGUGUCAAGGACACUCAUCGUUGGCAAAAGUGCUUCGCGGUAUUAAAUCCUCUCACAAAAGCCCUCCAUUUGCUAGAUAUUACAGCUACUCCACAAGCUAAAAGACGUUGGAUAACCGAAAAUUUUGAGAAGGACACCAAUGUGCCCCUGAGCUGCCACAUGACAACGAGAUUUGUGGAGGGCAAGGGAGACAAUACGUGUGCCUUCAAGGUCCACCACCAGGUGACGAAUGAAUGCCACGUCUUCCGGGCCAAAACGAGAUCACAGGCGGAGAAAUGGGUCUUUUGCAUUAAUGAAGCCUGCUCCAAGUUGAACGGUACCACCGACUUGGAGCAAGAAGUGAUGGAAAGUAAGGCGAUAGAGGCACAGCUUCCAUUUGAUCCAGCUCCUCCAGAGCAGAAACAGCAGGCCACCACAUGUCUGCCCAUCCGCCGUCUCAUCACCAAACACGGUGGUGGAAGAAAAAGAAGAAUGCGCAUGCUUUCCGGAUCGUCGAACUCCACCAACGAGUUCGAUGGAAUGGGCAUCAAGGGCCUGAGUCCUACCUCCCUUUUGCCAUCCUUGGGUCUGGCAACGUUAGGUACGGGUCCGCAUUCCAGAGCAAUGGUGGCCUUGACGUUCCCACUGCGCGCUCUGCGCAGGCGUAUCAGGCACUCCAAUCUGGCCCCAUCGGUCUCCCACAGUUCGCCCUCCAGCAACGAUGGUGACAUUAGUGAAGACAUCAGCGACGUGUCACUGACAGACCCCAGAACUGAGACAAAGUAUGACCAAGAUGAAACUGACAUUGACGCUGUGGAUGAAUUCUCCUGA